CUGUAGGACAAAUAAUAUUGCCAAUGACACUGCAUUUAGUGAAACCAAAUCAAAUAAAUCUAGUUUUAACCAAAUUGAGAGUAGUUCACAAAGGUCGGCUAAGAUUGGAUGUUACAACAUGAGUGAGAGUUGCUCAAAUAAAUCAAGUGCCGAUGGAGCCCCAAUGGGGCACAAUAAUCAGUUACCCCCUCUGCCUAGAAUUGAAAGGAAGUCAAGAAAGUCGACUCAGGUUGGGAGUUACAACACAAGUGAGAGUUGCUCAAAUAAAACAAGUGCCGAUGAAGCCCCAAUGAGGCACAAUAAUCAGUUACCCCCUCUGCCUAGAAUUGAAAGGAAGUCACAAAAGUCGACUCAGGUUGGGAGUUACAACACAAGUGAGAGUUGCUCAAAUAAAACAAGUGCCGAUGAAGCCCCAAUGGGGCACAAUAAUCAGUUACCCCCUCUGCCUAGAAUUGAAAGGAAGUCAAGAAAGUCGACUCAGGUUGGGAGUUACAACACAAGUGAGAGUUGCUCAAAUAAAACAAGUGCCGAUGAAGCCCCAAUGAGGCACAAUAAUCAGUUACCCCCUCUGCCUAGAAUUGAAAGGAAGUCACGAAAGUUGACUCAGGUGGGGAGUUACAACACAAGUGAGAGUUGCUCAAAUAAAACAAGUGCCGAUGAAGCCCCAAUGAGGCACAAUAAUCAGUUACCCCCUCUGCCUAGAAUUGAAAGGAAGUCACGAAAGUCGACUCAGGUUGGGAGUUACAACACAAGUGAGAGUUGCUCAAAUAAAACAAGUGCCGAUGAAGCCCCAAUGGGGCACAAUAAUCAGUUACCCCCUCUGCCUAGAAUUGAAAGGAAGUCACGAAAGUCGACUCAGGUUGGGAGUUACAACACAAGUGAGAGUUGCUCAAAUAAAUCAAGUGCCUAUGGAGCCCCAAUGGGGAACAAUAAUCAGUUUUCCCCUCUGCCUAGAAUUGAGGACAUUAACAAGGAUUGCCAGGUGAAAAAUAAGAAAAGCAGGGUUCAAAACGCUCGGCAUAGGCCCCCAACUAUACCAAACCCUCCCCCUCCCCAGCACCCUCCCCCACCUGAGGAGGCGAUAACAAGGGCAAAAAGUCGAAAAUAUGACCCCAGGGGGCGCCGGUAUUCUUGUAGCUCUAUGCCAGGCCUACCUUUCAAUAUGCGAAAAACACCACAAAUGGGAGUACUCAGAACAUGUCAAAGUAAAAACCAAUUAAAAGAAAGUUCAGAAAAAAAGGAUCUACUCUCCACUCUGUUUGACACCAGUGCACCCAAUGGUGUUGUCUAUCUUAGUCAAAUUAAAGACAAUCGACAAAUCAGUUGGAUAUUAAAUCAGGACUCGGGUGAUCAGGCACAGAGUGCUAUGGACCCAAUUUCGCACCCUCAAGAGGAACCAAAAGCCAAAGGAGGUAAGAGUCACUACCUACAAUCACCUUAUAAAAGUCACCUCCAAUCCCACAGUCAGGCAAUACAUCAUUGUGGAGCGAAAUCUGAUGUUGGCGCUCGUCCCAACAUUGACCGCUAUGCCUGUAGCAAUGGAAGUGAACAUUUUGACUUACAACAACCAUAUAAAAGUCACCGCCAAUCCCACAGUCAGGCAAUACACCAUCGUGGAGCGCAAUCUGAUGUUGGCGAUCAUCACAACAUUGACCGCUAUGCCUGUAGCAAUGGAAGUGAACAUUUCAACUUACAAUCUCCAUAUAAAAGUCACCCACGAUCCCACAGUCAGGCAAUACACUAUCGUGGAGCGAAAUCUGAUGUUGGCGCUCAUCCCAACAUUGACCGCUAUGCCUGUAGCAGCGGAAGUGAACAUUUUAACUUACAAUCUCCAUAUAAAAGUCACCCACAAUCCCACAGUCAGGCAAUACACCAUGGUGGAGCGAAAUCUGAUGUUGGCGCUCAUCCCAACAUUGACCACAAUGCCUGUAGCAACGGAAGUGAACAUUUAAACUUACAACAGCCAUAUAAAAGUCACCCACAAUCCCA
Molecule: messenger RNA, 1989 nt
Organism: Owenia fusiformis
Lineage: Eukaryota; Metazoa; Annelida; Polychaeta; Sabellida; Oweniidae
Source: the annotation of a GenBank genome assembly